GAAACGCGCAAAACCGCUUCAACCACAACACACUCUUUGAAAUGGCAUUUUCACUAGCCAAUGCACCUCUAAGGACCUGUCUGCGACAACUGGUGCGCUCAAAGGGACCAGCUCCUCUCCGCUCGAUAGCCGCCAGUCCUCGCGCAUUCAGCACAUCUCAUGUGCUUCUCAAGAAGCGCAAGAUCUCGGCACCUGCCAACAGCCCCAAUACUGCCACUGCAAAGGCGGCUGCGGGGUCUAUGAACAAGGCCGAAUAUGACACGGCAAAGGUGCCUGCGCCCGACCCAGAGGAUCCUCUCGACUUUACAGCUGUUAUUGCUGCGUACGCACCCAUCGAUGCGCAUUUCAAGACUCAACUUGCGGGUAUGAUUCACGGUGGUCGCUUCAACCCAACAAACUUGGGUUCACUGCCAGUGACUAUCAAGGAUGAGGAGGGCGCCGACGCUACAUUUCCCCUCCGAGAGCUCGCGCAGGUUGUUCCUCGAUCUGGCCGAGCUAUUUCGCUACUGGUCAACGACAAGGAAUACAUCAAGCCCAUCAUGUCAGCAGUACAAUCGAGUCGGGAAUUUAACCAGCAGCCUCAGCGAUCCGAGGACAAUGAGCUUGAACUUCUUCUCAAGGUGGAGCUGGAGCGCAAGGACGACGUUGAGCGACGAGUCAAGGAGGCUGUUCAGCAGUGGAAGGACCGCAUCCGCAAUGCUCGAUCACGACACGAAAAGACGCUAAAGGACUGGAAGAAGAACGGCACUGUUCUCCCUGACAUCGUCAAGAAGGCUGAGAAGGAGCUGCAAAAGGUGCAGGACAAGAAGAUGAAGGAGAUUGACCAGGAAGAGGCACAGACGAUUCGUCAACUAUAGACAGACUGGCAAUUGUAGGAUAGAUGCAGAAUAUUUGUAGUAUUACAUAUCGUGACAAGUGUACACUGAUCCUAAGAUCUAAUACGGAUUUCUUUUAAGCCUUCGCCUGUCCACCCUUUCCACCAGCGCCCUUCUUAUCCAGAAGAGACGUCAACUUUGUCUGGAACGAGUUGACGUCGUGGGUAGUGUACGUCUCAGAUCGGAGAUGCCAUGAGCGGGACACUCCAACGGGGUCUGAUGCGAACUUGGGUGUCUCGUGCUGGCCCUGGACAGCUCGCUGUGUAAUGACCUGACGGAUGGCCUCCUCGGCUUCGGCAACGAUAGGGCCCUUAAGCUCCUUGCCUUCGGCUCUGGCCCUUCCUUGGAGGUACUGCUCGGCGGCAUUCUUGGCAUCGGCAUCGGCGAAGAAGCGAAUACCGCCGGCCUCGGUCUCGGAGGCGUAGUAUUUGGGCUGGAAGGGUUCUGGAGCACCGACGUGGUCUGCUGUGCCGAGAACGCUGAGGUUCUGCAUAACAGCAGCUGACUUUCCAGCAGCAGUGCCUGGUGCGACAGGGGCAAAUUGGUUGACGGACUCGAGUGUGAAGGAUGGUGUGUACUCGGAGCGCAUGCCGAAUCGAAUGCUAUCGUCGAAAGACUUCUCAUCGGGAUCCAUGUUGUUGAAUUCAUUUCGGUCCUUGUUUCUAUCCUUGUCGUCAUCAUCCCUUCGUCGAUCACCUUUGCCUCCUCCUCGACCUCGACCACGACCACGACCUCCACGUCCACCGCGGCCUCUGGCGCCAAAGCCGCCUCCGCCUCGACCUCUUGUCAUAGGCUGGCCAGUUCGCAUAGGCGAGGAUGGGCGAUCCUGGGCUGAAGAUCCUCCCCUACCCGCAAAUCCGCCUCGUCCACGGAAACUACCACGACCCCUUAGACCUCCUCUGCCACGCAGGGGCAGACUCUUUAUGUCGAUGACCUUGGGACCACCAGCCUGAGCGGGACGGGCAGCCGGCCUCGGGGUGCUGGGACCAUCGGCGGCCUGAGUCUGUGAAGUCGAGAAUUGGCGGGCGUAGUUUCGGAGAGCAUCCGAGGCCUGCUCGAGCUCUGGCCUUGUCCGGCUGCACACCGAACGGAAGGCGUGGCGUUGCAUAUUGGCGGUGGUUG
Fusarium graminearum PH-1 is the source of this 1997-nucleotide messenger RNA. RefSeq lists its product as uncharacterized. Gene Ontology annotation, cellular component: mitochondrion. The transcript has 2 exons. Bases 42 to 857 code for a protein of 271 amino acids. Gene Ontology annotation, biological process: translation. Lineage: Eukaryota; Fungi; Ascomycota; Sordariomycetes; Hypocreales; Nectriaceae. The record is from RefSeq and is a predicted model, not a curated record. Gene Ontology annotation, molecular function: ribosomal large subunit binding.